AUGGGAUCGGAAGCUUCGGUCGGCAUGCCAUAUACGGGGCAAGGAGUAUGUAUACGGGAGUAUGGAGGAGGGGAAAGGAAAGGGGGUUUGGAAUACGGUAUGAGCGGGUUCGCUGGGGGUUGUACGGAGUACCGUUUCUCCCUCCAUGAACCACGGGAAGAUGGAAGACAGCCCACGGGACAGAGGCAAGAGGGACCUCCCGAUAUCUGGGUCGGCGCAUCAGCGAUCUUCGUCCAUGGCUGGAAAUGGAGAGCAGAGAGACAAGGGAGAGGCCUUCUGGAAAAGUUCGACUAG
Messenger RNA from Nannizzia gypsea CBS 118893, 294 nucleotides. RefSeq lists its product as hypothetical. The record is from RefSeq and is a predicted model, not a curated record. The coding region runs from base 1 to 294 and encodes 97 amino acids. The transcript is spliced from 2 exons. NCBI's taxonomy places the organism in Eukaryota, Fungi, Ascomycota, Eurotiomycetes, Onygenales, Arthrodermataceae.